CUGCACAAGCGCUCUUGAUGCACUAAGGAAGCAUGAGGAUGGUACGGCAGCCCAGCUUCGGGUUCAUCCCAUGCAGUCUAGGCGGGCUCCGAUCCGAGCAUGGCGCCGUCAGAAACGAAGCCUCAGCCCUCUGCUGCUCCUCGACUUCCCCCUUAUCGUCCUCCUCCCCUUGGCUCAUUGAUCGUUCGCCACGAUCGAAGCAAAGGUUCAAGGAAGCGAGAGUAGUGGAAUGCAGGAUGAACCUGAGGGGAGGGUCUCUCGGGCAAUGGUGGAACCUGUUUGGAUGGAUCCCUUUCCUCUCCAUGGGUUCAGCUUCAAGUCACACGGUCGAGAGCCUCACAUCGAGGAGAAAGAGGCUGUGGGGGCGACCCGCGGAUCCUUCAGGUGUAGCAGCGCAGCAUGACACCAAGAAGAUUCGCAAGACACAGUGUCGAGCUGUCCACACUGGUGGAGAUAUGAACCGGGAGAACGACCUGAAUAUCUCUUCGUUCUCAAAGGAGAUCGUUGUGCCGGCAAUCCGACUAGAUGCAAGACAUUGCUCCCUUGUUCACACGGAGUUGAGAAAGUACCUCUUCAACUUACCAAAACUGAAGGACAGGAUACUUCUUGUAUCAAAACAUGUCGAAGACGAUGGAAGUAUGCAAGCCAUGUUCAGAAACACCAGCAACGACCAUGCAUACGGAAUGGACGAUAUGCACGAUGACGUGAAACGCUUCUCGGAGAAGUACGAUGCAAGCAUUGUCAUGAUCACUCAUCAGAACCUAGGGGCCGACGAGAUGAUGCGAGAGUUGCUGCCUGAGAAUGUCACAAUUCCUACUGGAUUCCAACAGAUCGGGCAUAUCGCACAUCUGAACCUGAAGGAUGAGCACCAGCCCUUCAAACACUUGAUCGCACAAGUAGGGCAGAUAGAAAACAAGUUGCGCGUGCCUGAGUUCGAAGUCUUGGCGGGGAUUCCUGAUAUGUCUACAGAGGUGAAGCAAAACGAUCUUGUUUUCAAGCUCGAUUACAGCAAGGUCUAUUGGAAUUCGAGGCUGGACCACGAGAGAGAGGUGCUGGUAGAAGGUUUCGAGCCUGACAGUGAGAUCUGGGAUGUGUUUGCCGGCAUCGGGCCCUUUGCGCUCGUCGCUGCUGUGAAGGGCUGCAACGUGUUUGCCAACGAUCUGAACCCUGAGUCGCACCAUUACUGCAAGGUGAAUGAAGGCAUGUGGACUUGUUGGCGAUGA
Molecule: messenger RNA, 1223 nt
Organism: Guillardia theta CCMP2712
Lineage: Eukaryota; Cryptophyceae; Pyrenomonadales; Geminigeraceae
Exons: 15
Coding region: 33-1223 (396 amino acids)
Biological process (GO): tRNA N1-guanine methylation
Cellular component (GO): cytoplasm
Source: RefSeq, a predicted model, not a curated record